Messenger RNA from Moneuplotes crassus, 885 nucleotides. NCBI's taxonomy places the organism in Eukaryota, Ciliophora, Spirotrichea, Euplotida, Euplotidae. The record is from the annotation of a GenBank genome assembly.
UUUGUAUUGAAUGUGGUUUUAUGAUGUAGGAUAUGUGGAUUUUUAGGUUACCAGCGGUGAUGACGGCGAUGGUAACGGUAUGAGCUACUGCUAGAGCUGCUCGAGCUACUACUGCUAGAUGAACUAGAACUACUGCUGGAGCUACUCGAGCUACUUGAGCUGCUAGAGCUGCUCGAACUGCUGGAUGAAUCUUUAUUGUUUAUGAAAUUGAUGAUAAUGUCAUAAACUCUUUGGAAAUCAAAAAUUAUUUUAUCGAUUUCUUUAAUGACUGCAUUUUUCUUUGGAUCAACUGGGGCCUCUGGCUUAGUUAAAGCUUCAGCAGUGUUAUUUCUCAGUCUGCUUCUGUGUAAUUUUCAUUUGGAUCUCCUCCAUCAUUGUCUGAGCUCUGCUCUUAUCCAACAACAUACGUGUAACUCCAUUCUCCACAACAAGCUUAUAAUCCUUAAUUUUCCCUGGCAAAUAAGUCUUCCCCUCAACCAUCUGUCACACCACACCAUCAAUCGUAUCAGUAGUCGCCACCUUCUGCAGAGUCUGGAACACUUCUAUGCCACCCUCUUUCCUCCCCUUCCUCUCUACCUUCUUCUCCCCAUCCUUCUUCUUAUCCUUAACCUUCUUAUCCUUAACCUUCUUAUCCUUAACCUUCUUAUCCUUAACCUUCUUCUCCUUCUCCUUCUUCUCCUUCUUACUCCCCUUACUCUCCUUCUUAUGUACAUACUUAACUGUCUUGACAUACUCAGUUUCUUCUCUAUAUUCCGUUUCUUCCUUAUGUUCCUUCUUUUGCUUACUUUGUUUAGAUUCCUUACUUUUCUUAGUAAAAUCUUGGGACUUCUUAUGUUUCUUGUUUUUCUUACUGGUAGAGCCUGAGCAACCCAUUUAUUAAUAUAA